Baudoinia panamericana UAMH 10762 is the source of this 2326-nucleotide messenger RNA. RefSeq lists its product as uncharacterized. The transcript has a single exon. Gene Ontology annotation, cellular component: transcription factor TFIID complex. Bases 221 to 2254 code for a protein of 677 amino acids. NCBI's taxonomy places the organism in Eukaryota, Fungi, Ascomycota, Dothideomycetes, Mycosphaerellales, Teratosphaeriaceae. Gene Ontology annotation, molecular function: protein binding; RNA polymerase II general transcription initiation factor activity. Gene Ontology annotation, biological process: transcription initiation at RNA polymerase II promoter. The record is from RefSeq and is a predicted model, not a curated record.
UGCACAAUAUGGCCUCGAAUUGUCGCGGAUUGGCGUUUGCGUCCAAAUUGUCACAUACCGACUAUGCCCGUGUUGUGGGCGCGCUUCUAAGUCGACCUAACGAUACCACGGUUGUGCCCGCCACGGAUUCAUUAUACCAGCCUUACACGAGCAGUAUGCUAACAUUACACUUCAGGUUCUGGAGUAUCUUUCGAAGAAGGGCUACAGCCGAACGGAGGCUAUGCUUCGCAAGGAAAGUUCGAAUGUCGCGACACUCGAUGAGCAUGGCCAACCUGUUGCUCUGAGCUUUGCGGACCGUCUGGGUGGCCAACAGUGGUUCUUCGCUUUCAAGCUUCUCCGUGAAUGGAUCGACAACAUCCUUGACAUCUACAAGCCCGAGCUAAGGCGGCUGCUGUGGCCACUCUUCGUCUACUGCUACUUACAGUGCGCCGCCGAUGCCUAUUCGCGUGAUGCACGUGACUUUUUCUCCACCUACAGCAAGUUCUUCGAAGAGGAGCAUAGCGACGAUCUGCGCGCUCUGAGCGGCAUUGAUCUUCCAGAGCACGUCCAGGAAAAUGAGGUUGCUACGAUCUAUCGUGAGAAUAGGUAUCGGCUUACUCUUAGUAAGAUGGCCUUUGCAACCUUGAUCGAGUUCUUGGAAACGAAGGAGAGCGAGGGUGGUAAACAGAUCACUUUUCUUAUUACAAAUCACCUCUUGCUACGCACCGUCGAUCGUGCGGCUUUGGGAGGCGCCCGGAGUCUGCAACGCUUGAUGGAAGAAAAGCAGGGCGAGGAGCAAGCACCAGCGGAGGAUGAGGGCAUACCUGGACACCACCCAGGUUCCGCCAACCUUGACCCCAAUGCUACUAGUGCGCUUAACCGUCUUGCGCUCGGACCACUGCCAAUGGAGCCGGAUCUGAUGGAAGAUGUCAAAGCAGAGCUGACCACAGAAGACUUACUACAUCCUCCGCCACCCGGACGAAGCUCGCUAUCGGAACAGUUCGAGCAGCGCAUCAAGACCGAGCCGCUUGACGAUACUGCGCCGCCUAGAGAUGCCAUUCCGUUUCCAGCGUCCACGGCCCGAGAUGUUGCGAUGGAGGUGCAGAAAGUGAGGGAGAACCGCGACCGCUUUCGGAUCGAAGGCAAGACCGGAGGCGUCGGACCCGGCGUCAGCGUUACUAUGUUCACCUUCCAUAAUACCUUCGAUAGCGUCAACUGCAUCGAGUUCUCUGGCGACAAUACGCUCGUCGCGGUCGGCACGGCAGAGUCUUACAUCCGAGUGUGGUCGCUGGAAGACCGCGCUCUUACAUCGCCGCAAGAUCCCCCAGGCUUCCAGCCAUCUGCUUCCCGCAGGCUGAUUGGUCACUCCGGGCCCGUAUACGCACUUUCCUUCUCUCCGUCAGCCGCGUUGCCGGAACCGCGCACGAACGGCCACAUUCACACAACUACCUCACCGGACUCACAGCCGCGGUACAUGCUGUCCAGCUCAGCAGACACCACCAUCCGACUUUGGUCCCUCGAUACUUGGAGCAACAUAGUUGUCUACCGCUCCCACAACGCUCCCGUCUGGGACGUCCGCUUCUGUCCGCAUGGCCACUACUUCGUGUCCGCAUCUGCAGAUCGUACCGCUAGGCUCUGGAGCACUCCGCAGAUUGCGCCUCUACGACUGUUCGUCGGGCACGACUCCGAUGUGGAGACCGUUGCCUGGCAUCCAAAUGGCGCGUAUGUCUUUACCGGCGCUGGUGUUGGUGACCGCACGGUGAGGAUGUGGGACUUGGUGAAAGGCACCCAAGUCCGCAUAUUCACUGGUCAUGCGGGUAAUGUCACGGCCAUCGCUUGUGCGCCGAACGGCCAUAUCGUGGCAAGUGCGGACGACAAGGGCACGAUCAUCCUCUGGCAUCUCCGGUCGGGUCGCUUGAUUAAGCGUAUGCGUGGCCACGGUGCUGGCGGUAUCUGGUCGCUCGAUUGGUCGGUCGAGAGUACGGUGCUCGUGUCCGGAGGCGCAGACCAGUCGGUAAGGAUUUGGGAUGUUCAGCCGCAAAAGGAGACUUAUGCGAAGACCAACGGCGAUGUCACGAAGAUCGAUGGCGCUACCGUUGGCGGCGGUAAUACCUCAGUUAGUAAGCCCAGUGGUGGUGGUGGCGGGAAGCUGAAGGGGAGGGAACAAGCCACUCCUGACAUGAUCAGUGACUUCAAGACCAAGAAGAGCCCAGUGUAUAAAGUCAAGUUCACGCAGAUGAACUUAGUCAUGGCUAGUGGGGCGUAUUUGCCCUGAAGGAAAGAGGCACGGGCUAUAAGGUUGGCAAUAUGGUUGAUGAUAAAUUAGCGUGGAGUUGGAGGCCUUGGA